CAACAGGGUCAGAAGCUGACAAAGAAGCUGGGAGGAUACACCACUUAUUCUGCGAGUUUAAUUGUUUUCGGAGCAGAUGGAGCUGUAAAGAUGCAGUUUAUUUGAUUCAUGGGUUAACAGAGAAGACGAAAUAACUAGUAUGGAGAGUGCGAAUAUGGCUGGAAGAAAUGUACAGACAUACACGCUUGAAAACAAGAACACUCUAAGAAAGCUUGCCACAUUGCGUAAUGAAGGCCAACUUUGUGAUCUGAUGUUUAUAUUCCCAGAUGGCAGUCAGAUUGAAGCCCAUAAAGCAAUAGUAUGCCAGUACAGUAGUGUCAUCAAAGCCAGAUGUGUGGACAUUGACCAACAUAAGUUACAAGUCCUAUGUACUGAUAUAGACAAUGAACAGGCGAUAAAUCCUAGUAUCUUGAAUAUCAUGCUGGAUUAUAUCUACGGACUGAGUAUAACUAUACGACAUGAAUAUAUCCAAGAUAUCAUGAGGCUUGCUAUUAAACUUAACAUUCCUGAAUUUCUUGGUGACUGUGAUAAGAUUCUUUUUGAGAAUAAAGCACUUGGCCCAUCUGAUCUAAUGAUUAAUGCACAGAACAUCAAACAAGAACAGACAGGGUCUGGCUAUGAAACUGGGCAAGUGUCAGACUUUGGCAUGGCUGAUCAGCCCCUUGUUACACCUAGUACAAGUUUUGAUGGUGCAAAUCUUCAGGAACCGAUUGACGAAAAGGCUGCUAAACCCCCUGGUAGAAGGAAGAGAAAGGCUACCAAAGUUGUUAAAGCAAGUGUAGAGCAGUUACCCGAGCCCCAAUCAGAUGAAGAUGAUGAUAUGAUGGAUAACCCACUAGAUGAUGACACUGAUGAGUAUGAAGCUGACAACUUCACUGCUAUCAAAGCUGAGGAAGCUGACAGUGAUUACAAUGAAUCAGCUUCUCCUAAGAAAAGGAAAAGGUCAAAAGCUAAGAAGACUACAGUUUCAACUAAAAGGAGCCACCAAAAGAAAACAGCCACACUUGAUCCACUGUUUUGUAAGGAAUGUGAUCAAAAGUUUGAUGCCUACAAAGAUGCUGCUGAACAUCAUAAAGGGGUGCAUAACCUCAUUGUUUGUGAUGUCUGUGCAAAGAUAUUUGACAAUGAGGCUGAUCUCCGUCGUCACAGUGUGCUUCAUUCUGGAAAUCCCCCUCGGAUCAGAAUAAAUCAGGCGGGGAAGGCAGUGUUUCAAUGUGAUGUAUGCGAUAAACAAUUUGCUAUAGAACCAAGGUGCUUGCUGCGGAAUCAUUCAUUCAAGGCAAAUUCAACCCGUCGUUAUAUAGAGCACCUUAAGACUCACCAUGGUGAUAGACCCAUGAUAUGUAAGAUAUGUGGAGUUGGUAAGCGUACCAUGUCUGUGUAUCUACUCCACCAAGACAUGCACCUGGGAAUGUCAGUUCAUGUAUGCAGGCUCUGUAACAAGUCAUUCCAACACAGAGACAGCCUAGGGACCCACCUUAACCAUAUACAUAAUGAAGAAUAUAAACGAAAGGCUCAACGAAUAUGUGAAAAGUGUGGCAAGUUGUGCAAAUCAAGAGCAGCGUACAUGUACCAUAAAAAAUCUGCCCAUGAUGAGGCUGGACCUGUUAUAUGUGAUGUAUGCAACAAAGAGUUCUCAAACAAUCAUAAACUUCGGGCCCAUUAUGCCUACCAUCAGAAAACAGUACUAUGUCCUGAAUGUGGCAAGCAGUUCACAUAUAAGUCUAAAUUACAGCGUCAUAUCAGGCAGAUGCACUCUAUAAAAGCCAAGUCAGGGAUACCAUGUGAAAUCUGUGCAGUGAUGUACUCUGAUAAAGUGGCCCUUGCUGAACAUAUGAGUACAGACCAUAUGACAAAACCUAUGGAUUCAAGUUUUACGAACAAUUUUUACCAUUCCACAUCUAAUUUCUUGGAUAGCAACCCUACGUAUGUUGGUAGUAAUAAUUGAACUUACUUGUACUUGCAGUGUAUAAAAACUACUAACCUUGUAUAAUUUAUCUUUUAUGACUAAAUCUUAUAUGAUACAUUUGAUGGUCAAAAAGCAAGGUAAAUGGCAAAUUAGGGACAAUAUCUGAUGGAUGCUUUAUGCUUAUCAGAAAGAAACAUUCGUAAUAUUCACUACAAAUACUUGGAUUAGCCUAUUCAACAGCUUACCGUUACUUCUACUUAUCUACCUCUUUAUUUUCUAUUACAUACACUAAUUUACAAUAAUUGAUUAAAUACAAUGCAUUUGAAUUUAUUUUAAAC
Messenger RNA from Owenia fusiformis, 2247 nucleotides. The record is from the annotation of a GenBank genome assembly. Lineage: Eukaryota; Metazoa; Annelida; Polychaeta; Sabellida; Oweniidae.